Neltuma alba is the source of this 1476-nucleotide messenger RNA. RefSeq lists its product as uncharacterized. The record is from RefSeq and is a predicted model, not a curated record. The transcript has 13 exons. Bases 1 to 1476 code for a protein of 491 amino acids. NCBI's taxonomy places the organism in Eukaryota, Viridiplantae, Streptophyta, Magnoliopsida, Fabales, Fabaceae. Gene Ontology annotation, molecular function: transcription corepressor activity; protein binding.
AUGUCGGCUUCAACUGUACAUUUUGGAUUAUAUGAAGAGAAGGGGAAUGGUGAACACCGGACAGAAGUUAUUGAUGCCAAGUUGAUUCAGUCUCGAGAAGGAUUCCUGCAUGAAUGGUGGUCUGUUUUCUAUGACGUGUAUACCUCAAGGAGUCUGAAGCAUCAGGACAUUGGGCCAGAAGCCUCUAGUGAUGUGGUUCUCCAAAAGACCAAUAAUGGAAGAAGAAAUCUCCCUCCUAGAAUCCCUCAGCUAUCUAAGCAGAGGCAUCAACUGCUUCAAAUCGACCCCGCCAUUAACAAGAUGAUGGAGCAACCGGCUGCCUGUUUGUUAACACCGGAAGUUUACGAGAGAGAGUGUAUCGGAUAUCUAGCUGAAGAUUCUGAUCCAAGUUUACAACUUAUCGAUGCAAAGAGACGGAAGUUUGUGGAUAGUGGAAUUGGCAUUCAGCUAAGCAGCAAUAUACCCCCGGACCCCCUGGGGAAAUUACAAAGAGGAGUUAAUGAAGGUCUCAAUGUGGUGCCGCUAAAUGGAUAUCCUUUAAAUGUAGGUGAUGCAGUAUAUGUUGUGGGACCUUUUGAAGAAAAAUUCCAUUAUGUACUCACUUCACUUCUGCAAGCACCAAACUAUCAGCAACAAUUUCAGGAGCUAGGUACACAAAAUCAGCAAGCACUUGCAUGUACACCUAGGAGUCAGACAUCCAUAUGUCUUAGAAACUCUUCUAUGUGCAACAGUCAAGAUCCAAGAAUUCCCCUGGUUGAAACUGAUUUUUGUAAAGAUAGGCAGGACUGUAUGAAUGCAGCAGAUGGUAGACCUGUAGAUAAAAUCAUUGUGCCUUUGUUUGAUGAGAAUGAACAUGCCGAUCAAAGAACUGGACCUUCCAGGAAUCAGAAACUUAUUUUUGCGACAUGUAAUAUGAGGAAAGGAUUUUCAUUUGAAGAGGUUGGUUGUCUUCACUCAAGCAAAAGCAAAGUUUUGUCCUGCCAUUUUUCGUCUGAUGGGAAGGUUUUAGCAAGUGCUGGUCAUGAGAAGAAGGUUUUUAUUUGGAAUAUGGAAACUUUUGAUUGUGUUAGUACUUCAGAGUCACAUUCACUUCUCAUUACUGAUGUUCGGUUCAGACCAGGUUCAACCAUAUUUGCAACAUCUUCUGCUGAUAAAACUGUAAAAAUAUGGGAUGCGGCCAAACCGAACAAAUCAUUGUUUGACCUUCCUGGGCAUGCUGAACAAGUAAUGUCAUUGGACUUCCACCCAAGAAAGAUGGACCUUCUUUGUUCCUGCGAUAGCAAUGGCAUAAUGCGGUUAUGGAAUGUCAACCUAGGCGUUUGUGUGCGUAUAAAUAAGGGAGGCAGCAAACAAGUCAGGUUCCAGCCUCGAAUUGCCAACUUCUUGGCUGCUGGCGCAGGAAAUAUUAUUAAUGUGAUUGAUAUCGAGAGUGACAAACUUAUAUACAAGCUGAAGGAAACUAUCUUGCUUCUGUAA